GAUGAAUCCCGAAAAAAUAAAGAAGCUCCAACAGAACGCUGAACAUGUGCGCACUGGUGGCAAGGGGACUGCCCGAAGAAAGAAGAAAGUUGUGCAUAAAACGACAGCGCUGGAUGACAAAAAGCUUCAGAGCAACCUGAAGAAACUUUCUGUAACGAACAUUCCUGGCAUCGAAGAAGUUAAUAUGAUUAAGGAGGAUGGGACUGUUAUUCAUUUCAACAAUCCGAAGGUGCAAGCUUCAGUGCCUGCUAAUACUUUUUCGAUCACUGGGACUGCGGAGAACAAGCGUAUAACUGACAUGUUGCCGGGCAUUCUAAACCAGCUUGGAGCUGAAUCGCUUGCGCACUUGAAGAAAUUGGCCAACAAUGUGACUACGCAAUAUAAGCCGUCGGAUGAUGAUGUUCCAGAGUUGGUUGGUGAUUUCGAGGAAGCGUCAAAGAACGAGACUAAAGAGGUUCAACCGCAGCAACAUCACAUAGGAGGAGAAUCCUAA
Meloidogyne enterolobii is the source of this 493-nucleotide messenger RNA. Lineage: Eukaryota; Metazoa; Nematoda; Chromadorea; Rhabditida; Meloidogynidae. The record is from the annotation of a GenBank genome assembly.